AUGGUCACCUUAGAGUGCGCUAGACUGGAGGAGGGCGUCUUGCCGACCACCCUCGACAAGCUCACCAUUCGAAAAGAAGAUGACGGCAACUUCACAUUAACUGCAUUACCUGAGACCAGCUCCGUCAACGCAAUCGUUGAAUCCGUCCUCGGUCACUCCGUCGAGCUCCACUGUCUUCAGGCAUCCGGAGCAGAAGGCCAAUCCGGCUGCUCCAUCUACUUUGUUCGGAACAGUAGCCACCCAGAACAUACUGUGGCCGUCACAAAGGUAUAUCCACCAGCAUGUCAUAAAGACUUUUUCGAAGAACUCGUUGCAUACCGGAAGCUGCUAUCUCUGUCCGAUCCACCUUCUGCUGCUCGGCCCCUUGGUGUGGGAAGGACGCGCGAUGAGAACACUGCGGAGCCUAUGGGUGUGAUUGUCUACCAGCUCGCAGCAGGUAAAGCAAUCAACACAAUCAUCCGUGACAUUGGUCGGGUCUCCACUCUCCGACUUAUUGCAAAGCAACCCUGUCCCGACGAAACAAGAGAAAUAAUGAAUGAUAUUAUUCGCGCCGCGCUUCAUGGGAUCCCAAUCAAUCAUAAAUCAAACCAAGCCCCAUCACAAAAUAUCCCCACCGCUGAGCUUUUGGACUGUCAAUUCAAUGGAUUGAUGACCGACUUAGUUUCUGCAGUCCAAGGAGUGGCAUUGACACUGGCCAAGCUGCAUCGGGAAAAGGGCGAAUGGAGCAGCGCCAGCGAGUCUGUCGUCGACAGGCUACGCAAGAAGUUGCAAGGUUGGGUCGAAGAGAUCGAGGGCCCAUCGCGAGGGCAGUAUGAACGGGCUAUCGGAUCCGAUAAAAUACAUCGACUGGCAUCAUUAGUCGACCGGGCGAUUGAUUACUCGCGGGAAGAAGGUGUAGCGUCACUACUGCAUGGUGAUGCCUCGCCAGGAAAUUUCUUCUGGGACCCCAUCCAAGGAAUCACUAUGAUCGACUACGGAGGACUGGCUCGCUCUAUGGAUGGAAGCGGCCGGCCUAUUGGACCGGCAGAAAUGGAUGCGGCUGGGUUUCACGAGCGCCUGCGGAAGUAUGCCGGGGAUUUUGGAAUGAGUGAAGCUGAUAUUGGCCGAGUCCAGGCGGAGUUCUGGAAAGCAUACCAGGCGAAUGGUAUACCUAUCAAUGAAGGGCUUGUCCGGUUGUUCAAAACACGCACGCAACUAUCUCGAUUAUGGUCUGCUGUGGACAAGAAAGGUACAUUGCGCGAUGAACAGAAGGCUGUGCAACUCAGCGAAAAGGUCAAAUUUGAAUGGGAACGUCUUGUCAGUAUCUCGCCGGAAAGGAUCCAACCAUGGAGAGUGCUCGUCGUUGCCAAUGCCAGCGGGCCAGGUAAAGGAGGUCUGCCUCUGUUAAACCAAGAGCUAGUGAAAGCCAUGUCGGAAAUUCCCAACUCAUCGGUCACUUUGUUCAUGGUGCAGCCCGAGAAUGAAGUCAAAAACGCAUUGGCGUCGUCGGGACAUGGUCGGGCUAAAGUCGUCUGCAUUCCCUCUAAAGGAGAUGAUCCCAGUGCAUUGCUAUACCAUGUGGCGAAGGUACACCAGCCAGGAGAUUUUGGUUUGCCAAUACCAGACGACCAACAUACGUCCCCAUUCAAUCUUAUCAUUGGCCACUCGCGAUACUCUAGCACCGCAGCUUCCUUAAUCCGCGAGAGAUGGUACCCCACGGCCAAGCUCGCGCUCAUUACACACACCAGUGCGCUGCGCAAGUCCGACGUCGCGUGGAAGUGGUACGGACAAACACGCGAGCUAGGUUAUUUUGAAGCUGCUCGGCUUGCAAUGCUUGACGAAAGGAUUCUCCCUAAAGCGGAUUUAGCUGUUGGAGUCGGGCCUGUACUCACAACCGAAGCGCGCGAACGCGAGUGGAUGGGGCAAUGUAAUCGGCCACGAUCCAACACGACGGGACCUCGCUUCCAUGAACUUGUUCCAGGCGUGCGCACGGGUGACGCUUGCACGCAACAGCGGCAACCGAACGACUUAUUUCGGGUCCUCCUCGCUGGUCGAGCAGACGAUCCCGCCAAAGGAUUAGACGACGCUGUGUAUGCGGUGCGCAAGAUCGCACUCUCAGGCAACGAUAUCUCCUUGGAUGUACUAGGACUCCCAGCAGAAGAGGUAGAGCGCUGGCAGCAGGUUGUUGAUGAGAUGACAGGCAUGCCAGACCUUGUCAGGUUGCACCCUUUCUCCGAUGACCCUAGCGUGGUCUCGCAGUUUUACUGCGAUGCGGACCUGGUGAUCAUGCCAUCAAUGCAUGAGGGAUUCGGGAUGAUCUUCACCGAAGUUGCAGGGCUGGGCAUUCCCAUUCUGGUGACGCAGGAAAGUGGUGCGGGCCAGCUUGCGCUGGAUCGCAGUCGUAUUCCGCCAGAACUUGGUCAGGCCUGUGUGGUGAUGGAUGAGAGCACCUAUGGAAUUGCGCCCUCGCCGACAAGCCAGCGCGUAGCCGUUUGGGCUCAUCGGAUCGACCAGGUGAGAUGUUACCCGGAGCAAACGAGACGGCAGGCUCGCUCUCUACAACGGAUCAUGCGAGGUUAUUCGUGGAAACACGCGGCUAAAGCUCUGCUUCGCUCCGCGAUGGAGGGUGAGGGAGAUACAGUGCAGAUGGCUCAUGGCAGUGUUGCACCUGCAUAUUCAUCAUGGCCUCGUCCAUCACUUGGGAUGAGCGUGGUAUCGUCAAUGCGUCGAGCCGCACGGACACGAAAUCGCAGUGGAAAGCCGAACUUGAAACAGGCCGACGAUCUCAUGCAAAAUCUUCCAGAAAUAGCCCCGACUAUGUUGGCGCUAGAAGAGCAUGUCUCUUCUGCCGUGGGAUCUCCUGUCAACUUGCAGGAUCUGGAUCCCACUCACCCGGGUGGCUUUUCUGGCGCUAUAAUUUUUCUUGCUCAUGCCAACGAUGAACUUGCCAACGAAGAGACACCGUUGGCAUCCAAUGACUCAUCCAAAGGUCGUGUGGUUGCUGUAGUUAAACUGUUCGUCCACGGCUUGGACAACGGAAUCACAGAGGAGUUGUCGAGCCUUGAAUGGCUUCUCCUGCACACCAAGGGUGACAUCAGGACUGCUGCCCCGUUGGCCGUUGGGCGAAUGACAUGGGAUACCAAGCCAGCUGGUGUGGUCACGUAUCAAGUUGCCCCCGGGGUCUCCCUUUACCAGCUCAUCAUGCAGAUGGGCCGCCUACCGCCGGGACCUGCAAGAAGAGAGAUGCUAUCCGUCUUCACUGCUGGCGUACAGGCAGUCGCGCGUACCUUAGCCAAGUUACACACUCAUGGCGUCGAAGGGCGACCAGGCACAGAAUAUCUCGAGUGGUAUUUUACCGCGGCAACGAACCGAGUGCAGCAGGCAUUGGUAUACAAAGACAUUAUUCGUUGCGCGGGACUCGAAGUGGAUCAGCUCCCCGCGAAAAUAAAUCACCUUAUUGCCGACUGCAAGCGUGAUAUUGGUAAUCGUCCGCGCACCGCUGCUGUGCACGGGGAUGCCCAUCCUGGAAAUUUCUUUUAUGAUCGGGGGACGGGACAUGUCACUAUGAUCGAUACAACAACACUACACUGUUCUUUGGACGAGAAUGGCGAGCCGAUUGGCGUACCGGAACGAGACCUGGGCCAUUUCGUGCAUAUGUUGCGACGAACGGGCGAACAGUAUGGCCUCACGCGACAAGAGAUGCAAGAAAGCACAACCGAUUUUGUGGAGGCGUAUCUUGGAAAUGCAGCGGCACCAGCAAAUAUUCAAACCAUUCGGUUCUUGAUGUUAUGUUCGGCCCUGUCAUUCUUGAAUUAUGCGGCGCAGUCAGACCAGACAAAAGUAGAACUGCAAGUUGAGAUUUUGCAGGACUUACUUCGCCUUGGAGAGGGUUGGACACAAUUGGAUGGAAUGUGA
This is a messenger RNA of Penicillium crustosum, 3894 nucleotides long. RefSeq lists its product as uncharacterized. The coding region runs from base 1 to 3894 and encodes 1297 amino acids. The record is from RefSeq and is a predicted model, not a curated record. Lineage: Eukaryota; Fungi; Ascomycota; Eurotiomycetes; Eurotiales; Aspergillaceae. The transcript has a single exon.